AUGUGGUCUACCCACCCUCUUUUCCAUAACUGUAUUGCCUCUAACUGGUUGGGUAUUGAACACCCUGACCCUUUUAUCAAGCUUAGCCUUCUGCAUCAUAAAACCAGCAAAGCCUUGAGGAGAUGGGGUUGGGAAACAUUUGGUAAUGUGUUUUCCAAUGUGUUGUCUACUGAAAAAGAGGUUGAGAGACUUGAGGCCGCUGCUCAAAAUAACCUUGCCACUGAAACUGAUCUGCUGACUGCCCAGUCUAAUCUGAUUAAAGCUAUUGAUAUUCAGGAUCUGAUACUCAAACAAAAGGCUUCUAUAAGUGGUUUCUCUGAGGGGACAGAAACACCAAAAUCCAAUUACACUGGUCAACUUAACCUCAUUGAACCCCCUUCGGUUGAGGAAAUUUGGCAAGCUUUAAGCAGUAUUGAUAGCUCUAAGGCAGCUGGCCCUGAUGGGGAAUUACAAAAAACCUGGGAAAAACACAGGCCUAUAAGCCUGACUUCUGUCAUCAGCAAACUCAUCAGCAAGAUCAUUGAACUCACUUUGGGUCUUGAUAAAAUCAGCAGAGGAGGAAACCUCAUAUACAAAUUAGACAUUAAAAAGGCCUAUGAUACCAUUGACUGGAACUUUAUCUUUGGUAUGCUCACAACUAGAGGAUUUCAGCAUGAAUUUAGAAAUCUUAUUCAAAGAUGGCUUACCAAUAAUAACCACUCCAUCCUUAUCAAUGGCCAACUCCAGGGGAAUUUCACAGCUUCUAGAGCACUAAAGCAAGGUGAUCCACUUUCUCCCACUAUCUUUAUUAUUGUCAUGGAUUACUUUUCUAGAAUGCUUGACAGGAACAUUCUCAACAAUCAAUAUUCCAGAUUUCACCAUAGAUCCAAUUUAGCUAUCUCACAUCUCAUGUAUGUUGAUGACAUAAUGAUAUUCUCCAAUGUUCAUAAGCUAGCUGUGAAGAAGCUGGAGAAGUACACAGGAGGAGUCUGUCCCCUUCAUUGUGGCUUGGUUCUUGUGGAUGGGCGGGAACAGCAACAAAGGUUCUUGUGGAUGGGUAGGAACAACAACAAACAUGAUGAUAAGAGUAUCCAAAACAACAAG
Molecule: messenger RNA, 1083 nt
Organism: Phalaenopsis equestris
Lineage: Eukaryota; Viridiplantae; Streptophyta; Magnoliopsida; Asparagales; Orchidaceae
Exons: 5
Source: RefSeq, a predicted model, not a curated record